Messenger RNA from Podarcis muralis (Common wall lizard), 1675 nucleotides. NCBI's taxonomy places the organism in Eukaryota, Metazoa, Chordata, Lepidosauria, Squamata, Lacertidae. The record is from RefSeq and is a predicted model, not a curated record.
AUGCAUAUGCACAUGUACCAUACCAACAAGCAGAAUAAGGAGGCAGCCUCUCCCCUUUCUUGCGACCGAAGCGCGGGUGGGGAGGGUGUGUGGAGAGAGAAUCACCCUGCUCUUGAAUGCUCAGAUGGCAGCAUUCAAAGGGGGGCGGGCGAGAGGCGAGAGCGAGCGGGGGAAUACUGGAAACACGAAGGUGGUGUCAAGAUUCCGCCCGAGGGAGCGCGGCAUUCCGACGCGACGGUCCUGCCGGAUUCCUGGCGAGGACCCAGCCGUGCGUCUCGCAGAGCGCAGGGCGUGAGCGCAAAGAGGCGCUCCCUUCUUUUGGAUGGCGGGCGAGCGGGCGGGCGGCUCCCCUUUGCAAAUGUGCCCGGCGGAAUUGCACCAUCGGAGCGGGCUCCCUGCAGGGGGUGGGGACCCGAGGGCGCUUCCUUAAACAGGCACCAGAAGGAGCGGGCGGAGGCAGGCCAGGCACGCCGCGAUCCUCCUUCCUCCUGGGCGGCUGCCGUCGCUGCUGCUGCUGCUGCUGGAUUUGCUGCUGUCGCUGCUGCCGUCGCCCAGCCCUGCCCAGCCCAGCCCAGCUGCAGCUCGGGCUUCUCUGCAUGUGUCAUCGAACACGUGGGGCUCUUUUUGCGCCGCGGAAACUUUCGAGGGAUACUUGCUUCCAACUUGGACUCGCGCACGGCGACAUCGGAAUGGGGAGGCGCGGGAGGGAGAGAGAGAGAGCUCUUAGAUCUACUGCACCGAUCCAGACGCCUCUUUCCUGGACGUGAUCGCCUCGCUGCCUUCCCUUUCUGCCGGCGCUUGGAAUUGCGCUCCCGCGUCUUGAAACCACGUCUGGACGCGCCAACCCGCUUCUUCCUCCCUUGCCCUCUUCUUCACGUGUGGGAAAUGUGGCAUGCGUGUCUUUGGAAGGAAUGGGCUCUGGGUGUUGGGGUUUUGCUGCUGUUGUGUGUUUUUUUAGCCCAAGUGGCGAACCUCGCCCUCCCUGCACCUCCCUCCCUUAGUUCCUUCCUGGGUCCGCUUCAUAGUUUCGAGAAGAUCUGGAAGGCCAUGCUAUUGACGGCCAGGAGAUCCACUUGGUUUGCUUCCACCACCCCCGGACCUAAGGGCCCGUGAAACAUGGUUGUCAAUCUGGGAGACUGUGCGGAGCGUCGUUUCUCGCCUCCAUGCCAGAGAAGUUACACUGCAUGCAAGAUGGUCUUUUUUGUAUGCCAUUGAAUGCAUAUUGGGCUUUAAUGUCUGAACACUGUGUUUGGGUCCUGCGGUUAGUUGCAAUGAGGGAGUAUCUGUAACAGAACGAAUCCCGUUCUUCGUGGCUCAUUCAUCAUUUAGCUGGCUAUUAGCUGGAGAUGGGGCAUUCCGAUUCCUGUUGCCAGCUGACAGAUCAAAGCAGCUCUAUCCCAGAGGCAUAACGACAGAACACUUCAGAACAGGUACUUUAGAUUAGCCUAGAAAGCACUGCUGUCAUUGGCCACCAUCACAAACUGUUUGUGUAUCAUCUGAUCAGAGAAGCUGCAAGGCUGUUCAGGUUUUUAUUUGGGAGAGGGGUAUGGGAAGGAGUACCCCACCAUUAAUACACAACUGAUCUGGGGACGCGGGUGGCGCUGUGGUCUAAACCACUGAGCCUCUUGGGCUUGCCAAUCAGAAGGUUGGCGGUUCGAAUCCCCGCGAUCGAGUG